UCUUGUGAAACGGUGUAUUUUAUAUUAAAACCGAAUUAAACGAGUGUCUUUGAACGCAGCAGUAGCCUUCAGCUGUCUGUGAACAGAGCAGCUGUCACACUAGUGUGAGCGUCCUCUCAAACGACACGAACUGAAAGUUUUAACAGGCUUCGCCAGAAUGGCACGUGGGCAUCAGAAAGCUCAGUCGCAGCAAAAAAACGCCAAGAAACAGGCGGAGAUGAAGAAGUCCAAGAGUCACGAUCAGAAGACCGCAGCCAAGGCAGCGCUUGUGUUCACCUGCGCUGUGUGCAGGUCCCAGAUGCCCGAUCCAAAAACCUUCAAACAACACUUCGAGAGCAAGCACCCGAAAUCCCCUCUGCCCCCCGAGUUGGAGGGAGUGGAGGCAUAAACGGUCCACCUGAAUACCAAACCCGAUUUCCUUCAAGGUCCAGCCCAAACUCUGCACUUGUCUCAGUCUGACAGCAAUGGAUGAUUUGAUGUAACCAACAUGAAGCAGUUAUCUUCAUUUAGGCUUUAACAGGCCCGGUUGCCUUUAACACAAUGCUUCUUCCCAUCAAGCCCUCUUUUUUUCUCUUGUGUUAAAAUACAUGCAGGGCUAAAUUUAAAUGCCGGUUUUAAUUUCAAGGCCACUGAAGACCUGAACGACCCAGGAACAAUCCAAGUGUGGCGCACUGCCCUGAUGUCUUGUGCACAUAGGUUAGGACAUACAUUAUCAGAUUAAUCCUUUAUCGCAAAUACAACACAUAAGGUAAACACAUAAACAAUACGUGGGUUUGGCUUGGGUGGGAUAAUUAUGAUUUUAAUUACAAAUGGCAAUGACAAACGUGACCUCGUCUAUUUUAUUUGUGCUUUGAAUUUAUCUUUGAGAUUAAAUCAAAAUGGGGCUGUUAUUUGUUUUCUUAUCAGUUGGAUAAGAAAUGCCACCACAGCGCUGUCUGCCAUGUGCUACUGCUGUCUUUAAUCCAGCUAAUCAUCGUUUCAUGUUGAGUCACAAAAAUGUGAAAUUUUGCUAGCCAUUUCCAAGCUGCUCCAUGGAUUGUUAGCUAAUAAAAUUUUACGGGAGCGCAUCAGCAACCUGUGUACGCUUGGAAAAUGAAUGAAUGCUCCAAUGAUGUAUUAUAGCAUUUUAUUAAAUUUUACUUUGUUGUAUA
Messenger RNA from Centropristis striata (black sea bass), 1151 nucleotides. RefSeq names its product zinc finger protein 706 (gene znf706). The record is from RefSeq and is a predicted model, not a curated record. Lineage: Eukaryota; Metazoa; Chordata; Actinopteri; Perciformes; Serranidae. The transcript is spliced from 3 exons. The coding region runs from base 158 to 388 and encodes 76 amino acids.